Messenger RNA from Acanthoscelides obtectus, 4285 nucleotides. Lineage: Eukaryota; Metazoa; Arthropoda; Insecta; Coleoptera; Chrysomelidae. The record is from the annotation of a GenBank genome assembly.
GUUUGAAGAUGAAUGUCAUUAAUGUACCAAGAUUCAUUUAUUUAUUUGCAAAAUCAGAUAUUUUUUCUUUAUAAUGUAAAACUAAUUGUGAUAUUUACGCUAUUGUCGUGGUACACUUAUAAUUAGUAUACUAUUUAAUUAAUCUUUAUAUCGUCAUUAUUUUAUUUUAAAAAUGGCACAAUGUAAACAAACUCCACAAGAAUUUAUAAAAAAUGCAUUUACGCCACAAAUUGCUGUUAUGUGCUCCCCUCUUGCAGAUAAAUGUUGCCAGAAAAAUAACUUGGACUUUAUCGAAAUGUUACAACCCUACUCCACAUUGAACAAUGAAGUGCAAUAUAGAGACCCUGCAAAGAUUACAGUGAGCUUAAGUAAUCUAAAACUAACAUUCCAGGAUAUAAACUGGCAGCCACCACAAACUCCUGUCGCUAGAAAACUUCUAAAUGCUGCAGUUAGUGGAGCACCAGAAAGUCAAACAGAGACAAUACAUAUUGGAAACUAUUCCCUAACCAUCCCUCAAUCAACACCUUGGUAUGAGGCGUGGAGGGAAACAUUCUUAAAUGUGCAAUACCCCUCAGAUCAUGAGUUUACAAAACAUUUUCUUGCUUGCAUGUUGGUUGUUAGCUCAGAUGAUAAUAAUCCAUUAGAGACAUUCAGUCAGCUUAUACACAGUCUCAAUCAGGUGCAAAACUCAACACCAACAAAGUUACCAAAGUGGUUUAAUGCAAACAUACUCAAGUAUUAUGUUAUUCUUCAUGACAAUAUGGAUGGAAAUAGUGCAGCGGCAUUGAAGGCCUUUGAAUCAGUAAAAUUAUCGUAUGGUAUUCAAAACUGUUUUUUAUUGAGAAUAAAUUCAAGAUCACCAAAAACGCUCAAUCUAGAUUAUGUACCUGACCCUUGGAGUCAGUUUGUUAACAAUCAAGUGAAUUUAAAUGAAUCAAAUUGUAUAAAAUCAUCUUUAGAAAUUGGGCAAGAGGCAGAAGAAAUAAAAACCAAUACUUAUCACCCUUUAAGUCCUGUUAGUGAUGAAAUGCCUGUGGGAGAUUUCAUGAAUGAGGAAGAAAAAGCCAUGAAUUCUGUAAAUGAAACAGUGCAUGGAGCAUGUCUAUCGUCAGAAGAUGUAGACCAAUUAAAAUUAUUAGUGUAUGAAUUUAGUAGAAGUUGCUUACUACCAUAUGUAGAAAAGCAAAUAGCUACUUUGAGUGAUGUAAUUUCAAAUAAAAAAGGAAUGAGUAAAUCAUUAUUCAGUGCAACCAAAAGAUGGUUCAGCCCCAAUAAACCUGGAGCUAGUUCUGUGGCUGUAAAUAACUUGAUAUAUCCUAUAGAUUCAACAGAAUUACAAAUAAGGAAGCUAGGCGAUUUAUAUUUUAUGUUUGGCAAUUACCUAUCAGCAUUCCAGGCGUAUCAUUUAGCAAAAAGGGAUUACAAUACUGAUCAAGCUUGGCUGUAUUAUGCUGGAGCUCUAGAAAUGGCAGCUCUGUCAUCUUUUAUGGCAAACGAACCUAAUAGAAAAUCUGCUGAUUAUAUGGAAGAAAGUAUUUUAACAUAUCUGAAUACUUGCAAAAUGCCACAGUUUGCCACAAGAGCCACAAUUCUCAGUUCAGAAUGUCUUAAAGAACAAACUUUAUUUGGAGAAGCAGCUUUCCAACUAAUAAGAAUGACCAGUGAAGAGUCUGACCUAAGGUCUGCAUUGUUACUUGAACAAGCGGCGUACUGUUUUCUGGACUCGAAAAUGGUACGAAAGUACGCAUUUCAUAUGGUAUUGGCAGGUCAUAGAUUCUCGAAAGCUGCACACCGAAAACACUCUUUGAUGUGCUACAAACAGGCAUACCAGAUAUACGAAAAUACAGGCUGGAACCUUGCAUCUGAUCAUAUUCACUAUACUAUAGGAAGACUUGCGAAUAAUCUUCAACAAUUCGAUGAAGCUAUAGAUUAUUUUUCUAAGUUGCUUGAAGGUGAGAGCAAGCAAAGUGCUCAACAACAGGCUAUGUUCCUCAAGGAGUAUCUGACAAUAUUAGGGAACAAAUUGAAGUCGACGAAUGAAGAGAAUACGCUUCCCAUUUUACCGGUACCUAUACUACAUCUCAAUUCUUUAAAAGUACUUGUUGGACCUACGAGACCACUUUCAACUCCAGGCAAAGUUCACGCAUUAGGAAUAAAUUUUAAUAGUAUAGAUGACACAGCAACAGAGAGUAAAUGGCAAAAAUUAGAAGAAAUGCUCAUUCAGGAAGCCCAAGACUCACUUCCGAUAGUAUUCAAACCAAGUAUAACACUGUACACAGUCAAAAAACUAGACAAAAACAAACCUAUAGCAAUAGUAAAUGAGACUAUCCAAAUUAUGUUUAAAUUAUCGAAUUCGUUGCAAACCUUAUUGCAUCUAAAAGAUACAUACCUCUUGUGGAGCUUUUCUAACAAAGAGGAAACUAUAUCAAAUGAAACACAAGACGAAAGUUUAAACAGUUUCGUGAAAACCUACAUGACAAAAACAUACAUGAUCGAUGGUAAUUCGUAUCAGCAUGUAAUACUUACUGCAAUCCCUUUGCAAACAGGUACUAUAACGAUUAAGGGGGUUUGCUAUACAUUGACAGGAUCAAGUGGUACAAACGAAAGUAGUUCCAUAAAAGGGAAGCAAGUUAUAGAAAUACCACCUAGCAAAAGUGAGAAAGUUCUUGUUAAUGGGGAAGUUGCUAGUAAAGGUUUGGAAAUUACUGUUGUACCUCCUGCACCAUGUUUACAAGUGACGUUUUCCGAAAUAAACCUUGACUUUUUAUCAGACGAAGUCCAAAAAGUGACGAUAGAUUUCCAAAAUACCAGCUCAGUACCUUUAAACAAUAUUUAUAUGGCCACGUCUGUACCUCGACUACUCUGUAACUGUGAGAUUAAAGAAACGCCAGUAAAUUAUGAGAGUAUAAAUACGCCAGCUUUGAAAGAAAAAAUUAUGAGAAAGAAUCAUUUAAUGCGUGUACCUUUGCCAGACGGUGUUCUGGAACCUGGGCAGCUCUGCACCUUCAAUGUUUGGAUUAAGGCUCCAAACACCAAAGGCACCACCGAUAUAGAUUUGCUGAUCUAUUAUGAAAACUGCAAUAAAAAGGGCAAUCCAAAGUAUAGAUUGAUACGUCAUAGCUGGACUUUAUCUCUUCAAGAGUCUUUAGCGGUAGAUGUUUCAACUCAAGCUAGCUACAAUUCAAAGACGGUGGAAGAGCUUGCUUUAGCUAUGAAGAUAACAAAUUUGAACAAGCCCCAUAACUCUUUAUCAACAGAGGUGAUGCUUUUGAACGUGGGGCUACUCAGCAAAAACUGGACUUUAACGAAAGAUAUCGUUACCCCGAAAUACAUAAACCUUCUCUCUCAGGAGUCCGCACAUAUUCUACUUAAAGCUAAAAGGGUCGUGAGGUCAACCAGCGAAUAUUCCAACAUACCUCUCAGUACUGACAAAAAAAGUAUACAGAGCCUAAUGAAUACUUAUCUAGCAUUUGCCAGGAAGGUAGAGAAGCCUCACAUAACGAUGUUCGAUGAUUUGGAUUCAUUCAGUUUCAAAGAAAAUAAAGAUGGAGUAUUAAUUUUGCAGUGGCAAGCAAUAGUGAACGAAGCUACUAAGAAAAGAGUAGUGAAUGGUCAAUGUCAUAUACCGAUUGAAGUAACUAGGAAAGAAGAGGAUGUCAUACAGAUGGAAAGGAUACUUUCAGAUACAGUCAUAGAUAUCAAUAACAAAGCUAUAUCAGAAGAUGACACCAACCAAAAUGCUCAAAAACAAGUCAGUUUUAAUGUGGCCCAUCCUGCUAUGGUCAAGCACAAUUUUACGAAAGAUAAACUUUGCAUUGUGCCCGUGAAAUUGUUGCUCCACAGCAUAACAGACAACAAUGUUUUGUCUGUUGCUAUAAACACAACAGAUCCAAGCAAAAAACCAGCUACAAUCAACAAAUCAAACCUCUCUUCACCAUGUGCUUCCAGUACAUUUUCGUGGUUAGGAAAUGGCAAGGUGUUAAAAGUAUUACACCCUCUUAUGACAGAUACUGUCAAUUUGGCUGUCGUGUUAACCAGGCCAGGAACGUUUGAUUUAGGUGCUCAUAUACAAGUUUUAUGUAGAAAAUAUGACCAGUCAGAGCCUUACAUUCUUCAAUCAUGUCAAAUACACUCGUCACUUAUUGUCGUGGAUCAUAGUUAAUUUAUUGGUACUACUUUAUAACCGUUUUAAACUUUUUUUUGUUUAUAUAUAUAUGUUAUACUGAUUUAGGUAUUGUUACAUAUUGUAUAUUAUAUUAUUGAUUAUAAUAAAUUAUUGUUUUUA